CCGGUACGAAAAUGGACAACUUGGGAAUAGAAGACACGAUUCUUCGAGCCUCGCGGCCCGUUUUUACAGUUUCCGAUAAUCGCGUCCCCUCCUCCCAAGUUGUCUAUGUUCGUUUCCAAGCUGUGGGAUAAUGCCGGAGAAAUCACUGUGCUCGUUGAGCACGAUCGUAAACGAUCGGCCACAGCGUAGACCUAGUGUUUUAAGUUUUAAUCGUUCGAACUUCGACACUGGCGGGUCCAUCCUCGCGAUGCUCCCCUCGUCCAGGUCUCCGUUAGACUUCAGGAGUUCAUUUCGGAUGGGUCGAUGUCCCAUCGUAUAGGUCCGUUCCGAUCGUGGCGGCGGACUUUACUGCAGGCACACUUUUAAAGUCUUUGAUCACAGAAGAUUAUUCAGUACUUACUCGAAUCACCGCCGCCACGAUUCGAAAAUAAUCCGGGACCGUUUUACUAGGACAUUAGACUUAACGUUACUUUUUAGUUACCCGCCCCACCCCCCUCCAUCCCCUCCGUCGCACAGCGACGCCCGCCAGGAAAGGUCGUCGCUGUUUUUAAAGCGUGUUUUUAGCAUAUCGUCGUCCGAAGCGUUCUUUUUUUUAAAAGUAAUUUAUUUUUUAAAAGGUUAAGCGAAACCGGCUCCCCGCGACUCUCGAAACGAAUUUUACACGAAUAAAGUUCCGUUGGAGGUGUUGAUCGCGGCAGGGCGGCAAGGAUCGUUCGUCGUUCCACUGCGGAUUUGUGUACUUCGUUCAUGGUUACCUUUAAUUUAAUAUGCGGACGGAUUCAGAGUGUAUGUGUCUCUGUGCGUGUGUGUUUUGCGUGUGCGCGCGCCUGUUCCGUCGACGAUCCGUCCGCGCGUCGUUUUACCGUUCAGAUGAUAUUGUCGUCGCAAGCUGUUUGUCUCUCUGGAUACCUGUUUGUACAUAAAGAGAAAAUAUACGAGGUCGAUUACCUCAUCGCUGUCGUCUGUUUACAUUCCCCAGCGUGUCUUGCGAACAAAGCGGUCUACGAAGUAAGAAGCGUCACGAGGAUCGUCGCGCGCGGAACGUCGCGAGAAAAUUCUCUGAGAUUGUCGCUCAGCUUGUACAAACAAAAAUGGACAAUUUCGGAAGAGGGGCUGUGAUUAUUCGAGCCUCGCGGCUCUGACACGACAAGGAAAAUUCCACGAAUUCAAAGCGAUAGUACUGAUGAAUUGCGAUAUGUUCUCGUGGGGCUAUUUCUAUGCAAUUUAGCUUAAACGAAAGCUAAAAGUGUUUACUUCAAGGCAGGAUAGAUUAUAUUGCAAUAGAACGACGAGAUAAUUUUGAAAAAUUAAAAGGAAUCGGCCUCUGACGUCAUGGGAAUAUCAAGAUUGAAGAGGAAAAGUUCAGAAGAAUUUUAAGAUGCGUUCUCAUGGGGCUAUUUCUAUGCAACUUAGCUUAAACGAAAGCUAAAAGUGUUUACUUCAAGGCAGGGUAUAUUAUAUUGCAAUAGAACGACGAGAUAAUUUUGAAAAAUUAAAAGGAAUCGGCCUCUGACGUCAUGGGAAUAUCAAGAUUGAAAAGGAAAAGUUCAGAAGAAUUUUAAGAUGCGUUCUCGUGGGACUAUUUCUAUGCAAUUUAGCUUAAACGAAAGCUAAAAGUGUUUACUUCAAGGCAGGAUAGAUUAUAUUGCAAUAGAACGACGAGAUAAUUUUGAAAAAUUAAAAGGAAUCGGCCUCUGACGUCAUGGGAAUAUCAAGAUUGAAGAGGAAAAGUUCAGAAGAAUUUUAAGAUGCGUUCUCGUGGGGCUAUUUCUAUGCAACUUAGCUUAAACGAAAGCUGAAAGUGUCUACUUCAAGACAGGGUGGAUUAGAUUGCAAUUAUAUAAUAAGCUCCGUUCGCCUCGACGACUGCAAGUUAUUAUAUCUCCAUCCAAGAAAACGCGAACCAACUUAUUACACGAUCUAACAGCUACCGGGUGACAACAACUAAGAAAACGCGAACCAUAAGGCUCGAAUAAUCGCAUCUACCCUUCCCAAACUGUCCAUUUUUGUUUCCAAUCCGAGGGACAAUUUCAGAGAAUUUACUAUACUUCGAAACGGCAGACCAAUUCCCAGCAAUUAGAAGGAGAGCGGCCGGGGAGUCUAGUCGGCCGAGGAAAAUCGAGGAGAGCCGGGGAUAGUCGUCCGCCGGAGCGAGAGAGAGAGAGAGGGGGAGAGAGAGGGAGACGGAAAGAGAGAGAGAGAGAGAGAGAGAGAGAGAGAGAGAGAAGGGCAGAGAGAAAGGCCACGACAGUGAAAGUGGAUCAAUACCCCGUUAACGUUUCGCCAGGCAACGUGCGUGCGGAGAGUACGCUGUCUCUCCGGCAGUCUCGCUUAUUUUUCAACGGAGGACAGUCGCGACUCGGCCGAAUCCACAGUGUCAUCAUCGGCGAAUACGCGACAACUAUUGUCCAGUUCAUUGUCUCACUGAUGCCCAGUUUCUCCUCGACGAGCCGCAGUGAAAUCGCGUUGACAAAUCAGAGAAAGCUGCUGGCCAGCUAAAACGGUCGUCGAUGGCCUGAACGCGAUGUGCUCGGGGAAACGUAGAAAAGUGGUCGACAGUGUGGUUUUUGCGUUGACGAUGGAGUCUCCUGCACCAUCCUGCGUGGUCUUCUUCGAGCUGGCAGAGUGGUAGACGAACUGAAUGGAGGAGAGAGACGGUUUCCGGGGACCAAUGGCCAGGCCGCGAUUUCUCUGAAGAUCGUUCAUCGGAUUCGCUGAGAUGCACCUCUCUUAUUUCAUACACAAGAUCACCUGCAAUUCCGACCUACGCUGCUUCCGGUUCCUCAGGUGGACCACCAUGGUGCCGCUGGUGAUCUACCUGAGCCUGCUCUUCGUCAAGUUCAACAAGAGCGUGCCCCUGAAGAGCUUGCCCACCGGCUCCACCGAGAAGGACACCGACGGGUCGUUGAUCGAGAAUCUGUUCAUCGAGCUGGAGGCGGUGACCCCCAGCAAGAGGGACGACAAAGGCGCGGCGUUGAUCCGCAAGGACGAGCAGAGCAUCAGGGAGGUGGAGGAGGCUGAGAACAGGGAGAACCCGAGGACCCUGCUCGAGGAUAUAUUCCAGAGGGCGGACACCGAUCAGGAUCAAUCGUUGGACAUCCAAGAGCUUGCCAAGUGGAUCCACACGAAGAUCACAGAGCAUAUCAGUCGGGCAAUGAGGGAGAACGUUGGCCUCUUCACCGCUAUCGACAAAAACCCCAGGAACGGCGAGGUGUCAUGGGAAGAGUACCACGCGUACUUUCUCAGGUCCCACGGGUUCCCGGAGAGUUAUGUCAGCUCGCACGACAAGAAGCACAGCGACAUGUCGCGGACGCUGAAGGAGAACAUCAUGAGGGACAGAGCCAGAUGGGCGGAAGCAGCCAGAAACGACCCGGACAGGCUGGCACUGGACGAGUUCCUGGCGUUCACCCACCCGGAGAGCAGCCACAGAGCUCUGCUCCAAAUAGUCGAGGACUUGUUCGAAAAAUUUGACCGCGACGGGGACGAGGAGCUGACCGAGGACGAGUUCUCGGAUCUGCCAGCCGAGGGGAUGGGUCUGGACCUGAGGGAGGACAAGCACGAAGCUGUGGGUGGUAGCGAGGACAGGCGACAGGAGUUCAGACACCUGAUUGAUAAGAAUAAAAAUGGAAAAGCCGACAGAACCGAACUUCUAAUGUACAUAGACCCGAGGAAUCCGAGACACGCCAUCCAAGAAGCUCAACACCUGAUCAGUCUGUCCGACACGAACUUGGACGGGAAGCUGAAUCUCUCUGAAAUACUCAGCAAAAUGGAGCUGUUCCUGGGCAGCAAGAUGGUGGACACCGAAGGGAGUUUCCACGACGAAUUCUAGGGACUCGUCGAAGACGUCCGGGGAUCGUCGGAGGCGUUCGGGCCUCGUCGUACACCGAAGUCCGAGAAUCAAAUUUCUAUCGAACCUUUUGUAUCGCUACUAAAACCAGACAAUAUUCGUUAGCAAUAGUUAGCGGCCACGAUAGGCGAUCGAUCGGUCUCUACCGAGGAUCGGUAUCAAAAAAAAAAAGAAGAAAGAAAAAACGAGGAUGCUCGUUUCCUAGAGAACGUCUCGCGAAAACCGCGUUCCGGUGGAACGAAGCUCGCAUUUCCACGGACACCGGUAUCUUUUCUACUUUUUCUAUUCCAGCAGCACGGACUCUAUUUUUCUGCGACACGUCUGUUUUGCAAUUUUUCGAGGACACUUUUUCACUGGUAGACACACGGGACUCGAUCGGACGCAAUGGAAUUGCUGCGAGCUUUUUCCAGGCUGCGUACGGACGAGGAGAUGUUAAACGAGAACGUCACAGUAUUUCAUAUCGAUUACCGUUCAUUCAUUACCUAGUUUGUAAUGUCCGACGUAGGGAUUUCGCUGGAUGGUUGUACACUGUUCUAACGAGAGCGAGGCGAUCGUUUCGACGCUUCGACGGCUUUUAUAACGUAUCUGUGAUAGUCUUCGUGACGUAGAGUAUUAUUUCUCUGCCUGAUGCGGGUAGGACGGAAAACUAAACUUGUUGGCAAAUGAAAUGACCGUUCAUUCGUCCGGCAAUUAAUUAUCGCGGUGAACGAUUUCGGUUUCGGCAACAAGUUCGCGUAUAGUCCUCGCGCGACAAGAAGGCGUCUUUGCGUUUACGUUCCCCUCUUACUAGCUGCCCCACUCCCGCGACUAGUAGGAGGGGGAACGUCCCACUGCCGCGGCUAGUAGGAGGGGGAACGUCCCACUGCUGCAGCUAGUAGGAGGGGGAAUGCCCCACUUCCGCAGCUAGUAGGAGGGGGAACGUCCCACUGCCGCAGCUAGUAAGAGGGGGAAUGCCCCACUCCAGCAGUCAGUAGGAGGGGGAACGUAAACGCAAAGGUGCCUUCUUCUCGCGCAAGGACUAUACCUUGCGUCGUCUGUUUGCAUUUCAGAGACUGUAGAAAUUGUAUAUCGCAACUAAGUCGUGCAUAAAUGUAUUUUUCAGAACCUAGUACUACAUCGUAUCACUUCGUUCAACCGUGUUAACGCAAGUGAUGGAAAUUGAAUGAUUCGUUGAUUUCCUUUGGAACAAUUGAGACUGAAACGAAAAGGUCGUAAGAUCAUCGUAUUUUACGUUCUAUUUUUUGAUGGAGAAAGGGUAUAGUAUAAUUGUGCGUAUACUUGAAUCCGCCCAUUCGUCAAAUUUGUGUGAACAGCGUUGCGCGCGGAUUCUCGUUCAAUCGCUGAUUCGACGUUCACGCAAAGCUGAUAUAUUUUAUUAACGAUGUAUUAACAAAAGAGUUUCAUUUAGCCAGGCGUCCUUGCACGUUUGACCGGUGUCGAUGCAUUGUCUGAAAUCGCGGCAGACCAAUCUGCAAAGAGAGAAUUUCGUUGUUGUUCCUUUCAGAAGAUAUUUCUACGCUGUGACACAUUUUUUGUACAGUUCACUGUCGCAAUAAAAAUCCUCUGUGAGUAUAA
This is a messenger RNA of Megalopta genalis, 5422 nucleotides long. It is a transcript of the gene myd, whose product is annotated as stromal cell derived factor mayday. Gene Ontology annotation, molecular function: calcium ion binding. Lineage: Eukaryota; Metazoa; Arthropoda; Insecta; Hymenoptera; Halictidae. Gene Ontology annotation, cellular component: endoplasmic reticulum. Gene Ontology annotation, biological process: calcium-ion regulated exocytosis. The record is from RefSeq and is a predicted model, not a curated record.